UUUUACGUUGGGUUUGGGAUGGAAACUGGCAAUCAAAUCUGGCAACCCUGGCCGGGUCCAUGUUGCAGGGUAAAGGUAGUAACGACUGUAGCAGGCAAGCUAACAUCUGGGUACAGCUCAGAAGUACAAGACCGUAAUGGAUUUAAAAGAACAGAUCAGUCAGCUUGAAGCAGACUUGCAGGAGUUAAGCUCGCUUUUGGAGAAGGCAGAAAGGAAAAGGGUACAGGAACUGUUAAAGCAGGAACAAACGAAGGUAGAGAAAGAACUAGCAACCAAACGACAACAGCAGGAGCAGCAGGCUAGGCGAGAGGCAGACCCAUCUGCAGCAUCUAAAGCAGCGUACACCGUGAAGAUCACCAACUAUGCAUGGGACCAGUCCGAGAAGUUUGUGAAAAUCUACCUGGAUUUGAAAGACGUGCACAAACUUUCAGCAGAAAGCGUAGAAGUGAACUUCACAGAAAGGUCAUUUUCUGUGCUGAUAAAGGACCUAAAUGGCAAAAACCAUCAGAUGACUGUUCUUAACCUGUUGCAUGCAAUUGAUGACAAGAACAGCGAGAAAAAGGUCAAAACAGACAUGGUGUUGGUCAUGUUAAAAAAGCAGACAACAAAGAAGUGGGAGUGCCUUACAGCAGUGGAGAAACGGUCAAAAGAGAAGGAAAAACCCUCUAUGGACGAGAACGCAGACCCCAGCGAGGGUCUCAUGAGCGUGUUGAAGAAGAUUUACGAUGAUGGAGAUGAUGAGAUGAAGAGAACUAUCAACAAAGCCUGGACAGAGUCUCAAGACAAGAAGAAAAAAGGGGAAGAUAUGAUGGACUUCUAAAUGUUCCUCCCUUUUUUUUUAUACAUAGUGACCAAAUGAGAGCUUUCAAAGUUCAAGCGUGCAUGAGCUAAAUUUAAAAAAGUAGAGCUCGUCAUUUGAGAAUAUUGUAUGGUCCUUCAAAAAAAUGAUUUUGGUUUUGUAUAAUUUAAGGUUAGUCAUUGGCUGUAAUGAAUAGGUAUCAGUAGAUUGAAAAGAAAAUGUCCCGUCCAGCAGAUGGCGCCCGUUACACAGUGAUAUAUGACUGCUUGCUUAAGAUUCCAGCACUUAAGGAGUAAGUUGUGGGUGCUGUAGUCUUUACUUACAUUUGGUGGCUGAUAUGUUUGUAACAGUGCCAAAGUCAUACCUCAGUUUUCCUAGAAAUAAAGUAAUCCAGAAGGUCAAGAAAUAAAAAACAGAUUUAAUGUUUCAUUUCAUAAAUCAUAAAUAAUAUCUGUGAAGGCAUAACUCUUCUUUUAGAUUGUUAUAGUCACCUUAUUUGAAAUGAAAACCAAUGUGUAAUUCCUUAUUUGAUCUUUUAUAUUUUAUUCUUGUUGGACAGUUUUUCUUACAUGUGUAAUGUAGGACUGUUGUCAUUGUGUUCACUCUCCCAAACUACAGCUAUUGUGAAACUGUUCCGCUUAGUUUUGGACUCGCCAUACUGUUUUGUUUUUUUGUAUGUGUUUUUUUUUUUUUUUCUGCCAUCAUAUUGGUCAUAACAUUCAACAAAGAUAACACUUUAACCCA
Messenger RNA from Girardinichthys multiradiatus, 1543 nucleotides. It is a transcript of the gene cacybp, whose product is annotated as calcyclin binding protein. Gene Ontology annotation, cellular component: nucleus. The transcript is spliced from 6 exons. Gene Ontology annotation, molecular function: ubiquitin protein ligase binding; S100 protein binding; tubulin binding. The record is from RefSeq and is a predicted model, not a curated record. Gene Ontology annotation, biological process: heart development. NCBI's taxonomy places the organism in Eukaryota, Metazoa, Chordata, Actinopteri, Cyprinodontiformes, Goodeidae. The coding region runs from base 137 to 820 and encodes 227 amino acids.